GUCACGUCAACCGAAGAACAUCCGAACGAAUUAUACAUAGUUAGUUUAGUACCGAGGAGGAACUUAUCAUCGUUCGAUCCAUUUCAAGUUUUAAAACAUCUAAAGCUUCAGACAUCUCCUCUCCUUGAAUUGGCGCAAUCAUAAUCAUCAAGAUGUUCGCCGAACCUAUUGCCCGCGCCAGCCCGCGCAUCACCUCUCUCAUCAGCAGCCGUGCAUUCCACGCAACCCGCGCUCGUCUAUCGUCGCCUUACCACUACCCCGAGGGUCCUCGCUCUAACUUGCCCUUCAACACCAAGACCCGGUUCUUCGCUUUCCGAUACUGGGCCUACAUGGCCACUGGCUUCUUUGCCCCCUUCGGCAUUUGCGUCUGGCAAAUCAAGAAGCCCAAGGCUUAAGUAACCAAAUUAUAGUUUGGGCUUGGGCGAGAUAGGCUAGGAAACACCCUGAGGUUGCAUAUUUCCAGCUAUGCUGUGGGUGACGAAGAGCACGAUGCAACUUGUACAUAUAGUUGGCAGUACACAUUGAGACCGUCGCCAAAGUACAAUUACAUUUGUUUUUAACAAUCGAUUCAAUGCUUGUCGUCAUAGUAGUGUUGAACUAGUCUUACUCACACUACAAUAUGGAAAAGGCUAACCCUCGAAUGAAUGAUUGUAGAGUUCGAGUUCUCACAUUAGGGACGUUCAUAGCAUGAUUAUCGGUCUUUAUCGGGUUCAUUUUGAGUAGCAUA
Molecule: messenger RNA, 727 nt
Organism: Hypoxylon fragiforme
Lineage: Eukaryota; Fungi; Ascomycota; Sordariomycetes; Xylariales; Hypoxylaceae
Exons: 4
Coding region: 153-395 (80 amino acids)
Biological process (GO): mitochondrial electron transport, cytochrome c to oxygen
Source: RefSeq, a predicted model, not a curated record